Messenger RNA from Dicentrarchus labrax (European seabass), 2431 nucleotides. RefSeq names its product torsin family 1 (gene tor1). Gene Ontology annotation, biological process: nuclear membrane organization; protein localization to nucleus. Gene Ontology annotation, cellular component: nuclear envelope; endoplasmic reticulum; endoplasmic reticulum lumen. NCBI's taxonomy places the organism in Eukaryota, Metazoa, Chordata, Actinopteri, Moronidae. The transcript is spliced from 5 exons. Gene Ontology annotation, molecular function: ATP hydrolysis activity; ATP binding; kinesin binding. Bases 131 to 1144 code for a protein of 337 amino acids. The record is from RefSeq and is a predicted model, not a curated record.
CUCCUCCUCCUCCUCCCACCACCCACUCUCCACUGUACUGACUCAAUCCGCUUUGGCAAAACCCUUCUAUCUCUCACUUUUUUGCUCUCCCGGUGUAACUUUAAUGAGGCGGUGACCCCUGUGUGCCGACAUGAGACCGAGGGGGCGCCUCGUCCUGCUGCUGUGGAUGCUCGUCUGCUCGGGCACGACGGAGGCGAUCGAACCCAUCAGCACCAGCAUAGCGGUCGGGAUGGCCGCGGCUCUGACCGGCUUUUUGGCCAGCUACCAGAACAUCCUCUACUACUUCCACGAGUGCUGUCGACCCGAGUGGAUUUCAUUCAACAGGACAGGUCUCGAAGCUGACCUGGAAAGCAAGCUGUUCGGGCAGCACAUCGCGUCCCGCAUCAUCCUGAAAGCUGUGACUGGAUUCAUGAGCAACGACAACCCGAAGAAGCCCCUGGUGCUCUCUCUGCACGGAUGGACCGGCACAGGGAAGAACUUUGUUAGUCAGCUGAUCGCUGAAAACGUUUACAAGGAGGGGAUGGACAGCAGCUUUGUUCACAUUUUCACAUCCGAGCUCCACUUCCCACAUUCGAGCCAAUUUGAUACUUACAAGACUCAGUUGCAGCAGUGGAUCAAAGGCAAUGUCUCCAACUGUGGACGCUCCAUGUUCGUCUUUGAUGAGAUGGACAAGAUGCAGCCUGGCUUGAUUGACAGCAUAAAGCCGUACCUGGACUACUAUGACAAGCUGGAUGGAGUCUCUUAUCGGAAAGCCAUCUUCAUCUUCCUCAGCAACGCUGGAGGGGAGAGCAUCAUACAGACGGCUUUAGAUUUCUGGAGAGCAGGACGAGAUCGAGAAGAAAUCGAGCUCAAAGACCUGGAAACAUCGCUCUCUCUGUCAGUUUUCAACAACAAGAAAAGUGGCCUGUGGCAUACAAGCUUGAUAGACAAGAACCUGGUGGACUUCUUCGUCCCGUUUCUGCCCCUGGAGUACCGGCACGUCGUGCAGUGUGCCAUGGCCGAGAUGAAGGCCAGAGGAGUUCAGCCUGACCAGGAUGUGGCGGACCAGGUGGCCAGAGAUGUAGUCUAUUUCCCCAAAUCUGACAGAGUGUUCUCUGUCAAAGGCUGCAAAACAAUAGAGAGCAAGUUGGACUACUACACAUAAUGCUAACAUCUGAUGGACAGUACGUCGGAUCACUAUGUGCACUUUUUAAAAAAAAAAAAAAAAACGCUCUCAGCCAAAUGACUAAAGAGAGGAAGUCAAGCUGACUGAACUCUGCAGAGGUCUCUGCGGAGGAUUCUCUGUCUGACCUUGAGGCCACAUGGAGGAUUUCGGCAGGCCUUCUCCAAUGUUGCAUCUCUCUUACACUGAACACGGCGGCUGAUGAAAGAACACAGCGACGGUUGAAUGAAAAAAUAAUAAGACUGGAAAUGCUAUCCCGUGUGACUGAUUAGAGGGUUUGAUCUCCACUUUAUGUCACAGCAGUCAGAGUCUCAGACGGUUUUGCUGUCCUGAGAGCUUCUUAAUGACUAACAGGGUGUCCUUCUGUCAGUGAAACUAUGGGCAUGUCACUGCUGUGCAUUUUUUUUUUUUUUAAUGUGUACACCAUAUAUGUGGAUUACUGGAAACUCCUGCCUUAAUUCUUUUAAAUUCCCACUCAUUUUUUUUUUUUUUUUAUCUACUGAGUUAUUUCACACACAUGUCCACUGGACACAGCAGAGCUGCUUAGAGCAAAGUCUCACCAUUCAAAUACAGACACACGUAAUGCAGAAAACUUUUAAGUGUACUGUUUAUAUGUAUCAUAUAAGAAUCAGCAUUAGCGAGAUGUGUUUUAUACAGUGCAGCCACACACUUUUAAUAUCUAAUUUGAUUGAUAUGAUACAUCACAAAUAGAUUCUGUUAUAUAAGAGUAGUAUACACUGUAAUUGAUUUGGAUGUGUCCAUAGUGAAAUAUUCCCAGAUGUAAUUUGGCCUUACACUGUAAGAACUCAGGAUAGAAUUUUCACAAAUUCAAAUUUCUUUUGAACAAACUUGAUUUUUGUAUUUUUAAAAAUGUUAAACUGUUCAGAAUACAAAACAAAUGGUAAUGUAUUUAACAGAGUGGCUGAUUAUCAAAUAAGUUUGAUUUAAAAUGUCAAAGCCAAAGGGUUUCUCUCAAAACACAAUACCCUGUACUAUAAUAUGUCCUUAAAGAGAGGUCAAGUUAAGUCAUACAUAACUUUGUUGUGGAAGGAAAUGUUCUGUUGGUUUCUCAAAAUUUCUUUAAAACCAUUAAAAAAAAAAAAAUGUUAGGAAGCUUCUUCUAUGUAGUUGACCCCAGUUACCUGUAGUUGAAGGAUGUUUUAGUGAACUGUGAUGGAACAUUGUUGGUGUGGAUGGAAAGCAAAGACUAGCAAACUUCUCUGCUGUAAAACACCAGGCAGACAAAUCAAAAAUAAAAUCUGAAAUUUU